Maniola jurtina (meadow brown) is the source of this 3152-nucleotide messenger RNA. RefSeq lists its product as uncharacterized. The record is from RefSeq and is a predicted model, not a curated record. Gene Ontology annotation, molecular function: DNA-binding transcription factor activity; DNA binding. The transcript has 6 exons. Lineage: Eukaryota; Metazoa; Arthropoda; Insecta; Lepidoptera; Nymphalidae. Bases 79 to 918 code for a protein of 279 amino acids. Gene Ontology annotation, biological process: regulation of DNA-templated transcription.
ACCUAUCGUCCGAGAAGUUUUAGCCAGUGCAAGUUUUACUAAAAAAAAGUGUUUUAAAUCGGUCUAGAAUCAUGAAGAAUGGAUGAUUUCGUGAAGAACGUCCCUUCUUACCAAUUGGACCAAGAAAUAUUGGACGCGCGUGGCAUAGGCAUGACAGUUGAGGAGGUAGCAGGGCUACCAACAUGCAAAUACACACAGCGAGUCCACGAACUGAAUCUUGGUGAAGACGACCUCGCCUUCUUGAAGAUGCUGCGGAGACGGAUUAAAAAUAGACUAGCAUCACAGAACAGUCGUCGUCGCAGCGUGGAACAUUUGCGUCAACUAGCGCGCGAGUUGCGUGCAGUGCGCGCGUGUCGUGCCGACGCGCUGAGCGAGCGCCGCUCCUUAGUCCACACCAGGACACAGCUGCGGAACAGCUUCGCUGCUUUGCGGAGCCAUGUCGCUAAGGUUCUCCAAGACCGUUCAGACCCAACAACCAUACCGGAUAUCGAACCGGAAAGACUACACGAAUCUCACAACCACAACAAAAACCAUAAUCAAAACCACAUCAAAACCGCCCCACCCAAAUCACCGAUAGACAGAGAGAUAGAUAGAAACAUAUUUGACAGCCAAAUAGAUAAGAAAAUGUUUGAUAGUCAAAUAGAUAAGAAUGUAUUUGAAUGUCGGAUAGAGAAGUUGGUUCAACAGAGUGUUAAUCAUAUGUUUAAGGAGAAAGAGAAGCGUAUCUGCGCCAAGACUGUAUUUAUCGACAAAGUGGGGGAUGUCAAAAUGCAAGAGGACCCCGACGGAGUUUUGAACCUGUGCGUCAAGGAGCGGAGGGCCCAUGGAAGGAAACAGUUGGCGCCCAGACGGAUCGCUUACUAUGACGAUAGCAAUGAUUGCGUCCUUGACCUUAAAAUUAAAAAGGAGGGGCAGUGACACCGGUGGAAAAGACAGACAGACAAAAUAUGCACUAUUUUGAUAGCCAUUACGUAAUACUUGCGUAUAGACCAAAAAAGAUUUAUAUGUAUAUAAAAUUAAUAAAGAGUCUCUCGCGUAGGUAAAAAAAAUAUUAAAACAUAUUUUACAAUACAUUAAAUGAUAGUAAAGUGGCUCUAAACCGCUAUUAAAACUAUAAAGUAGACUUUUACCACCCUUGGGCUGUAAAAAUAUUACCGCACGGUUAAUAAACUGGUAAAAUAUUUGGGUUUUCAGCCAAAAAGAAAGAAGUACAUGUUUCAGAAUUUUUGAAAAUUCCACCCCCUCACCGAUUUUCAAAAAAAAUUGCAUAAAUAAAGCCGGGAUGAUUCAGCUAGUAUGUCAAUAUGUUACAUUCAUUUGAAUCCUGUUACCUUUAUUCCUAGCUGAAAAGAGGUUUUUUUUUAUCUACGCCAGAUAUUUAUACUAUUACCAGAUGAUAUUCAAAGUCUUUGAUUAUAAUCAAAGUUCAAAGUAUUUAAAAAAAUGAUGAAUUAUGUAUGUAUGUGUAAGUAUAUUAAAGAAAAAAAAUAUAGUAUACAAUUUAUAUCUUAAAAAAACAACAGAAAAAAUAUUUUAAGGACCGAUUUUUCGAUCGCCAAAUAAACUUACGAUUUUUUUUUUGACUAAUGAGUUGAAUUUUUUCAAAUUAUACCUACUUAUAAAACGUGAAGAUGCCAUUGUGCUUUUUAUUAAAACUAAGUUUUUUUUUAAUGUAUAAAUGGUUAAAAAUCAUACUCCUUGAUAGUAAUUUAGGAUUUAUUAUUAAACAAUUUAACAAGAACUGUUAGGUUAGUCGCACUAUUCAAUACUUACUUUUAUUAUUGUUAACAUCUAUGAAAAAACUAUUCAAAAUAAGCGACCAAUUUUUGUAUAACGCAUUCAAACUGAGAAAAGAAAAUCAUGUCGGCCAUAUUGGGACUUCCUAGCUAUGCCCUAUCCACGGAGAGAAGUUAGUGUAGGGCUCUCUCUUUUACGUAAAUACAAAUGACAAAGACAAAAAAAACAGUGGGCGUUAAUCAUUUUGAGUGACCAACCAAUCACAAACCAACCUAUGUUUCUGUAACUCUAUUAGAAAACCUAUGUUUUCAAAAACUUUCGAUAUUCAAUUCGAAGAUAGUUUUGUUUGUGAUUGGUUUUAUUUAUUUAUUUCACACACAAACAUAUACAUAAACAGUACAGAAAACACAGAAGAAACUAUACAUGAGGAUGCAAAGGCGGCUUUAUUGCUAAAGCAAUCUCUUACAAGCAACCUUUGGUUAAGAAUUAAAUGUCCAGAGCAAGGAAUGGUGCACAAAAAAAAAAUUAUAAACUUAUAAAAAGUAUCUUUAUCACUUGUUCACUCAAAAUGGUCAACACCUCACUGUGUUUUCUGUCUUUGUCUUUUGUAUGGAAUUGCGUGACAGAGAGAGCUUUAUACUAAUAAAAUUCUCUCCAUGGAUAGGGUAUAUAAAUAAAUAUAUUUUGGUUCACUAUUUACUUUUGACAUAUUUUUGUUUGAAACCGUCCUACAAAAUCCAUUGUAAAUAAAUUCGAUAAAAAUUUCUAACUUAUGACGUCACAAUAUGGCGGCCAUAAUUUCCCUUUCUUAGUUUGGACGUGUUUGAUUUUAUCUAGGGUAAAAAAAUACAGUUUUCCAAUAUCGAAUAUUUAUAUACAUAACUUGUAAAAACUAAGUACCUAUAACAGAAAAGAAAAUUAAAAAAGCACCAAAAUAACUAUAAGUCUAAUUAAUUGUGUAUUUUGUUAUGUCCAUAUUAUGAUUAUAAUUAUAUUGUAAGUACCUAGUUAUUUGUUAACAAUCCGAUUUAUAAUGCGUACAUUUUGGGAAAGGACCUGCCAUAUUUGUUUUGUGUCAAAGGUAAGUCCAUAAUCUAAGAGAUAUAUCCCAUAUUUUGGUGAAGAUCUGAUGAAUAUCUUCGGAGAUGGAGAACAGAACUCCUCAAUGGAUAAGAGUAAAUUGCUCGCGAUCAGUGUAAUAGCUUAGUAAACAGUAGGGUUUUAACUGGGCAUAGCAUAUUAUAGUACAGUGGGGCCACUAAAAAAUGUGAAAUAAAAAAAAAUUGACAAUUUUUUAUGACACUAAGCAAAUAUGCUGGGUCUUUUGUCAAAAUUUACGCACUAUACAGAGUGUUUUUUUUAAACUGGGAUUGUAUGGGAAAUCCAAAACCAUAGGAAAUACAAGGAAACUAUCU